Messenger RNA from Microcebus murinus (gray mouse lemur), 3697 nucleotides. Lineage: Eukaryota; Metazoa; Chordata; Mammalia; Primates; Cheirogaleidae. The record is from RefSeq and is a predicted model, not a curated record.
GAAAAUGGGCAUGAGCCAAAAAGAAAAAGAAGGAAACUGUGUAGCUUAACUGGGAGGGAACACGAGGGGGUUGGGGGCAUGGGGCCAGGAAGAGUCCCGUUCAUAUCCCCAAGGCCUCAGGACAAGCCGGCCUGACUCCAACUCUCAGUCCCUCCUUGAAGAGCCUAAUCCUUACACUGGGGGCCUGGAGAGGAAGUGGGGCUUCCAGCAACUCUCAAGCCCAAGGAGGCAGCCAGACGUCCCAGGCAGGUACUGAAAUGCAGACUCCUGCCACCUGACCACAGCUUGAGGCUGUAGACUGAGUUACGGGGGAUCCCCUGAUCCCCCUUGGAAAGUUAGAGAAACAAGGCUAGCAUGUCUCCCCCCACUUCUCCAAAGCCUGGGGGUGGGGGGUGGGUGACAGGGAGGGUCUUCUUCCCUCCAGCCUGGGAAGGGAGCUGGGGUUCAGGGCAAGGGCGGGGUGGCGCAGGGCUGCAGCUCCCAAGGCCACCUGCACAGUCAGGACCCCACCGCCGGGCGGAUGCCAAGGGGAGCGCAUCCUGCCUGUGUCUGUGGAGGGCCGAGGGCUGCGCGAGGCAUUGCCCGCCAGCCCCACACUUGAUAACAAGGAAGACGCGGUCAUUCCCGCUGAAGCCACAGCAAACUGCAAAGCAAGUCAACAGAGCCCCAGAGCUCCUUCCCGCAGGGCGGGGUGGGAGCAGGAGAGAGAGUCAAACUGGACACCUGGACGUGCGUUCAUUUCCUGCUGUCACCGAGGGUCUGCUGUGCGCCAGGUACUGGGAUCAUGACGAUGAAUGGAAAGUCCUGCCCUGGAGGACCACACCGUCUCGUGGGAAAAACAGCCUGAUACCUUCCAGGUGCAGCCAGGCUUCUUCUGAAGCCCUGCCAGGGAUCUUGGGCGACCCACAAGCACACAAGAAUCUUUGUUGGCUGAGGAGGCCAGGUCUCUGCUUGAGGAAGCGCCCCAGGAAGUGUCUCCAGCAUGCCCCUGUCCUUGUCAGGCGUGUGAAAAUCAUCCAGGGUCCAGAGACACGCCUUCCCGGUAAGCCCCGAGGCAGAGCACCAGACGGAUCCCACAUUCUUCAGAGGUACCAUGCGUGGCCCCUGAUCCUAUUGGCUGGUUUUUUCCUAUCUCCCAAAUUUAGCCAAUCGGCAUUCACAAUGGAUUCUACAUUAAACCCAACUGGUCAACCCUCUCCCACAGCCAGGCCUGGCCAGUGGCUGCCCAAAACCCUCACUGAAGUUGAGGGAGGGCAGGAGGGCCUGGGCUGCUGGCGUGGGCUAGACAGAAGGGGGCCGUGUCGAGAGCAAUUCAGAUCAGCCUCUGGGUGCCGUUAGGGACCCAGGCAGGUGGCCUUGCACCAGAAGCCUGUGUGUCAUGCACCGCCACUGGAAACCGGUCCUAUCCCCUAUCAGGUAACAUCUGAGGAUCCAUUCCUUCUGAAACUCACGAGAGUGUCAGCGAGGGUGGAAGGGGAGUGCAGUCCUAUCCACCUACCUCUCUAUCGGCCAUGUCCUCCUGCAGCCUCUGGUGGGGGGAAUCUGCUAGGCCUGAAGCAGCUCCCCUGGCUUCAGAUUCUAGGGGCCCAUCUGGGUCUCAACCAGAGUGCCACCUCGGGCGGUGCCCCGAGAUUUCCUGGUUGAACCUCCUUUCACUCACAGAACAAGAACAGAGACAUGGAGAGGGGGAGUGGCAUCGUCUUGGGUCACAUAGUUGGACUGCCACUACGGAGAGGCUGCCUCUCUGGAGUCCCAGGCUGGUGGCAGGCAGCUUCCCAUCUCUUCAGAGAUCCACAAAGGGCACAGUGCUGGGGCGCAGCACAAACAGGUCUUAGUGAGACCUGGAGAUUGGGUCCAAAGACCCUGGCUAGGGCAGGGAAGAGUGGUGAGGACGGUGGCUCAUGGGAGACACGGGCUCCAGCUAAGAGCUGCAGGUACUAUGCAGCUCAGGCCACCGAUGGCCAAGUGACAACCAGAGCUCCAUGACGUCAAAUCUGAUCUUUUCAAAAGAAGCUGGAAAUUUAGAAUUGAAUGUGAACUUUCUAAAGUUUUAAGCAGCAGAAGCUGCAUCCAACAGCCUUUCCUAGUUUGUGCCGUGGUGAGGAAGAGCCCCAACUCCCAGUGACCUGCAACCACACAGGUUCCUCUCGCUGCGUUCUGUGCCGUCUGCAGGUCAACAGCGGCCCUGCCCCCGGCUCGGGGCUGCUGAGCCCUGUCCACAGGACUUCUUUGUUCUAAGAUCCAGGCUGAAGAGGCAGCCCUCAUCUGGGGCAUGCUGUUCUUAUAGCAAAAGAAAAGGAGCAAUGAAUGAUUGAACCACAUGUCAAAAACAAUGAGCACCUGUGAUUUCUUCACCCUGAAUUGGUCAAAGCAAAGCACAUAGCCAGCUCUGAUGUCAACAGCGAGAAACCCGUAUGCCUCCCACAGGACAGGGCACUGAAUAAUUGGGAGCAAUAUCAUUUCCUACAGAGGUUAGUGCAUUAUAAAAAUCCAGUGAUCAAAUAAAAUGUAUCCAUGGACCAUAUCAGACCCACCCCAUCACUGGGUAUUUUUGAUUCUACCUCCACAAUUCCUUUCAGAUCUGUCAUUUAUUCUCUACUACCUCCACUCUAGUUAAGGUUUCUAUUACUUGUUUCCAAGUGGUCUUUUUUCUCUUGAGUUUCCCUACACUGUUGCUGGAGUCAUCAGCCACAUUGAGACAUUCUCAAAACCAGCCGAUGGCUCCCCUUGCCUGCAGAAUGACAUCCACACGGCUUGGUGUGCAUUAAGCCCAGGCCUUCGCUGCUUUCCAUCCUUGCUUUUCCUGUUAACCCCCACCCUCUUCAAGCACAACCACACCAGACUUGGCAGCAUCUCUGCCUCCAACUGUGGACUCUGUGUCCCACCUGGGGCCUGUUGCCACACUGGGACCUGCACUGGCAUGUCAGCCCCUACUUUCCCACUCAUCAUGUCUGAUCUCCACCUUUGGAAAUCCUAUUCCCCAUCUACAGGGAUCCCGGUCCUUUGAGUCAGUAGGAUCAUCCCAAUGCACUGAAUGGCCCAUGAAAUGGAGCAAAAAUGCAGGACAGGGAUCCUUGGGUCUCCCAGGAAGCGUUGAUGGUUCCUGAGCUGUGUGAAGGUGGAUUCCACUCUCACCUGGUCUGGGCUCGAGGCUCCAGGACACUGACUCGGUCUCCGGGCUGAGGAGCUGCCUGUGCUUCUGCAGCACUUCGGUCCUCGAGCCUCUGUUUGUCUCACCCACUUGGCUCCUGGUUUCCUAGACCCAGCUUCCUCCUAAGAUCUCAAAUAGGAGUUCUCUGCCCUGGCAUCUGUACAGGCCACUUGGCUCCUCUUCCUUGAAGCCUUCCCUGGUUUCUCCAGUGGUAAUCAAUUUCCUCCAUACUCGCUUAGCAAAUGGCAUUAGCCUCUGUUAUGGCACUUACUGCGUGUUGCUUUCUGAGAAUCUCUGCCUCAUCCAUUGCACUCCAAGGUCUUCUUGGGCAGGGCCUUUGCCUUCCAAAACCCUGACACCAGGCACUCUGUCGGAGUAGGAGCUCCAUUGCUGUGUGCACGAUGCUCGGAGUCUCUACUGCGACCCUGGCAGGUUGACCGGGGUGGCCAGCCUCCCCUCUGCAAAGCCUAGCUGCAUUUCACAGCUUCACCCCGUCCCGGCCAGGGCCAGACGCACUGGGUGGUCGAGGUCUUGUGCUCCUGAUGG